Temnothorax curvispinosus is the source of this 4549-nucleotide messenger RNA. RefSeq names its product cholesterol 7-desaturase-like. The transcript is spliced from 9 exons. Bases 3180 to 4505 code for a protein of 441 amino acids. Gene Ontology annotation, molecular function: chlorophyllide a oxygenase activity; 2 iron, 2 sulfur cluster binding. Gene Ontology annotation, cellular component: chloroplast. NCBI's taxonomy places the organism in Eukaryota, Metazoa, Arthropoda, Insecta, Hymenoptera, Formicidae. Gene Ontology annotation, biological process: cholesterol metabolic process; chlorophyll biosynthetic process. The record is from RefSeq and is a predicted model, not a curated record.
GGUCGAUGGGGCGGCAAUCCGCCAUCCGGCAAUGGAGACGUGUUGUUUGAUUGGAGACAAUAGGGCGGUUUUUCUUCUCCAUCCAAACGGCAAUCACGUUAAGAGAAAAUAGGUUAGGAACAACGAAUUGCGUAAUUUUUAUUUAAAGCUGGUUGUUGAGUUAAUCGCCGCGAUUAAGUUAAUCACUGUUAAAUCGUGGUUGCUUUAAUUAUCGGAACCAGCGGCCAGCAAUUCGUUGCCGUUGGUAUUUUUGUCUUAAUGCCAUCUCAGGGAAUAUUAUGGUAGUCGGUGUCUCUUCGAAUGAGCGCAGACGAUAAGAACGGAAAGACAUGGGUCGCACUACCUCCUACGAGAAGGAAAACAGUGUCGAAGAGAAUGUUAUAUCAAAGCUAUUCAUCAAGGAUGGAAACAGAGACGCAAUACUUGAUUAUCGCAAAUUUAAAGAGUGCUCCUCUCGAACCAACGUAACGCAAAGUGACAAUUAACAAUGGCUGAUGAUUGUCAAGAAUUAGCAGUAUAGGAUAGCUUGCGAAUAAUAGUAUCGGCGGAUGCUAGAUCCUCAAAUUGUUCCGGUGAAGGCAAUGCGGCUUACUCGCGCGUGAAGUGCGUUUCCGCGGGUACCGGCUGAAAGCUGAAAGAUGAUCGCUUGCGUAUUCUCUGCCGCACAAAAAUCGGUGGUUAAGCACUUUCGAGCUGACGCAUUGCUUAAACAUUUUGAUCGUUGCCACGCAGUAUGGCACGUGUUAGCUGUCUUCGUCCUGCUCAUUUUCGAUCGACGCGAGCGAAUAGAGCAUAGAAGCGAUCGCAAACGAUCCUCAUUAUUGGCGUCUCACCGAAUAAUAUUACGCGCCUCCGGACCGGCGCGGCGACGGCGGCGAGCAUUAGAAUUUUGGACCUGGAAGGAAGGCAGACAGAAAAGAAGAGUGACAGGGAAAGAGAGAGAGAGAGAGAGAGAGAGAGAGAAAAAGGAAGAAAGGGAGAGAGAGAGAAAGAGAGAGAAAUCUUGAUAAAUGGGAAAACGCGCCGUUUAAAAGGGCCGCUUAUCGGCACCGCUGAUCUCUCGGUAGAGAUCGUUUCUUCGUCUCGCUACACGUUUGAAUAAUUAAUUUGUUCUCGUGUGCAUCGGAUAUGUUAAGCGUUACACCACAUCUCACAUUACCUCGGCUGACCGCACGGUGUGUUUACGCUUACCCAGAAUGUUUAAGAUAACGGCCAGUAACCCGACACAGAUUUUUAAAUUACAAAAACGGAUUUCCGACCGUCUAUAUCCCUCGAUCCGUCAGAGACAUUUUACUCUCAAUUCGAGAAUGCUCGCAGGUCAAUUUUCUCUUCUACUUACAUUUUUAUCCGAUAGAAAAAGGAAUGUACCAGUUUGAUGAAAAAAUGAAGCUGACGAUCCUUUAUAGAAAUGCAGAGCAACGAAAAAUAUAACACGAAGUAUUUACUCUUGUUCUAAAGCAGAGGCAUGAAACGCAAAAGUGCAGUCUCGUUUUUCCAUUAAAGCUUUUACCUCUGUCUUUGGAUGCAUUAGUGACCAGUGCUUUUUUUAUACGACCCGAUGCCCCGACUCAUAUUUCGCUUCGAUGAACAAGCGCAAUCUUCCGUUGCAUUCAUACGAUACCCUUUGGAUGAUGUUUGAAAAACGAAGCUGAAUUUUGCGACGUAAGGAUUUUGGAGGUCGGAACUUAAGGAGGGACUGAGAGGAGAGCUUCAGUAGGCUUGUUCGUUUUAGCCGAACUUCUUGCACAGUUCAUCUUUUCUCCUUUUCUCUUCAACAUGAAAAAAGAAAAAGAGAAAGAUGAAUCGUGCAAUAAGUUCAGCUAAAACGAACAGGUCUAUUGACGUCGAUCGCCGUUCGAUAGCGUUCAAUGACAAAAUAACGAGAGACGAACCGGAAGGAGAGGAAUAGUCUUUUUUCUGCCGGGACAAGAAGAGGAGCACGUUCGUCUUGGCAACAUGAUCGUGUAUGACGGCGGGAAAACAUCAGAAUAUAAAUGCGAAUCCUUGCGACAUUCUCUCUGCUGGAAUCGAUAUGCUAAACGGAUGAACGAACGGACGAACGGAUACAUCGGCGAGCUGGUGGCAUCGCGAUCGAUAUACGGUCUCGAUAAAGGGAGGCACACCGGCCGGUCAGUCGAGACGAAGAGGACGAUGAAGGAGUAAGGAAGAAGGAGGUGGAGAAGGUGGAGAAGAAGAGGAGUCGCGGCGGUUUUAGAUCCGGUGAUAUAGGUGGCACGAUAUAUAAGCUGCUCGUUCGCUUGUCCGCGUCUCCGUGGCCGGGCAUACAUAAUCGGGUAACCGUUUACGUGACGCGACGCGGGACCGAGUCGAUCGGCGACGAGCGACAGGGCAACUUGGGAAAAAAACACGGCAUUUUGAUAGAAACGAUCGGCAGGGUACGGUCGGCAUAUAUAAGCCGUAGAUGGACCUCACGUGUGUUUCAGUUGCCCGAAAACCCUUACAAGUUCCGGACGGUCUCUCCUUUUCCGAGCUAGAGCGCCUUUUCUAGUAGCAAGCCCUUAUUUUACCUUCUUUUCUUUUCCUUCCUGCCCUACUUGCGACGCGCGUUCUCCGUUCCUCUUUCUGUCGUAUCCCCCGGGUUUGCCCCCGUUCUCCAAUCUUCUACAACCGGCCCGUCCCUUAGCCCUUCGGCUAUAGGUCUUGCAUACGCAUCGCUGAUGCACACACACGUGCGUUUACAUACUAACUAAAAUAUACCGAACGUUUAUCAUCGCGCUCUCCUCCCGAUCUCUCUCUCUCUCUCUCUCUCUUUCCUUCUCGUCCUCUCGUUCGCCACACACUGUCGCCCUUGUCCUUGUCCUGUCCCUUCUCGUCAGGAGUCCUCCUUGCCCUUUUUUGUCCGGGCUACCGGCGAACGCGCGCGUCGUCUUCUUCGCCCAGUAGUUUCCUCGCUCUCUCCCAUCCUUCACCCUCUUCCAACCCGUCUAACUCUUUUUCUUCCCGUCUUUCUAACUCCCGUCCUCGUCGUCGUUUCUGGCCGUUUUGCUUUUGCACAUUCUUGUUUAUCUCUCCUGCAACGAGAGCGCGCGAUCACUCCUGUAUACAUUGCAUUCUCACUGUGCAAUUGAACGGAGCGAGGACUCGCGAGGACACGUGUCUAUUGGCACGUCGAAAUAAGGAAGCUGAAGGAAAAUCGAGAGAACGGGAUAAGAGUGACAAUGUUGGAAUUGGUCAUCUGGAUCACAGUCAUCUGGUCGCUGGUCCUUCUAAUCUACUUUGCGUAUUUCUUCAAGUUCAACUGGGUGAAAGAUUUGAGAAGUGAGAGUAAAACGCGGCAGACCGGCAGCGUUUAUACGGCUAGCAAAAAUCGGAAGGUGGGUAAACUACCGCCAGUCUAUCCGAACGGAUGGUUCGCCCUACUCGAGAGCUCGGAGAUAAAAAGAGGUCAGGUGAAACACGUGUCUGCUCUCGGUGAAAAUUUCGCGGUGUUCAGAACCGAAAGAGGCGUAGUCAACAUUUUAGACGCGUAUUGCCCGCAUUUAGGGGCAAAUAUGGCAGAGGGUGGCCGUGUCAAGGGAGAUUGCCUGGAGUGUCCCUUUCAUAGCUGGAAGUUUCGCGGAGAGGAUGGCUACUGCGAGAGCAUACCUUAUACUGAAAAGGUGCCACACAUCGCUCGAGCAAAAGUCUGGAAGUCCUGCGAAGUAAAUCACCACAUCUUCGUCUGGUAUCACUCCGAAUCAGUUGAGCCUGACUGGCAACCCCAGCCGCACACAUUCAUUUCCAACGGGACAUGGCGCUACCAAGGUCGUAAUGAGUUCCUCAUUAACUGCCACAUACAGGAUAUAGCUGAGAACGGGGCUGAUCCUGCGCAUCUGGACGCGGUACACGGCCCGGGUAUAUUCCUCUCCGGCAACUUGUCCUGGCUGGCUCGACAUUUGUGGAUCACUAACAGGGGAUGGCAGCCGCACUGUUCGUAUGACAACCAGACAGACGAGGACGCAAACGCGGACGCAGAAACAGCGAAGAUGCGUGUCAACUUGAACGGUGCGUCGAUCCAUCGGAUCGAGAGCGGCAACGGGGAUCGUCAUCUCGCAGUCGCGGAGAACGGCUUCGGCAGAAGGGAGAAGCACAAAGCCGGCCUGCACAUGUGCCACAAGUUGAUCCUGCUGGAGCGCUUCAACGUGAUGGAGAUCAACGUGGUCAUCGAGCAGAUCGGGCCUAGUUACGUCGAGCUGAUGAUUGACACGUCGUUUGGACCUAUGUGCAUCCUGCAGACAGUAACGCCGAUCGAGCCGCUGCUGCAACGGGUGACCCAUCAGAUCUUUUCGCCGCCCCUGUUGGCGCCGUACGCCAAUCUGGUCUUUCUGGGUGAGUGCGUGAUGUUCCAGCGCGACAUCAUGAUCUGGAACUACAAGAAAUAUGAGCGGCAACCGAUCCUGGUGCGCGAGGACCGUGCCAUUCUCGCAUACCGCCGUUGGUACUCGCAGUUCUACUCUGAUCACAGUCCCACUUAUCAGACGGCUAUGAAGGACCUGGAGUGGUAGCGAUACCUCCCUUUUGAAAUUUAACUUGUAUACUUUCUGUUAUA